AGAAUGGAAGAGAACUUGAAGGAAAUUGCAUCUAAAAGGAAGAGAUGUGUAGAUAGUUGGGAUGAAGAACAUCCUUUUGGUUCUAAUAUUAUAGAGUUGGAUGAAGAUGACAUUCUUGAAAUACCACAUUCACAAACUGUUGAAGAAAGGGUUGACAAGGCUACUCUUUCCUCCCCGGCGCGACCUGCAAAAAAAAAGAGUUAUUGUACCUGGAGGAUUGACAAAGAGUUACUUUGCUCCUAGGACCACCCCUGGAUCUCAACCAACAAUUAAAAGUGUGCUUGCAGGUAAAGAAGUUUUACAUAAAGUUGAUCUUUCUGUUGCAACAUUUUUCUUUGAAAAUUGCAUCCCUAUGAAUGCUUUAAAUUCAAGUUCUUAUCAAAGAAUGAUAGAUGCAAUUGCUUCCAUUGGGCCUGGUUAUAAAGGGCCAAAUUAUCAUGCAAUCAGAACCAAGUUAUUAUCUGAUAUGAAAAAGAGCGUUCAAUUGUUGGUUGAUAAUUGUCGUAGUCUUUGGGUAGAAACUGGAUGUACUAUCAUGGCAGAUGGGUGGCAAGAUCAAAAAAAUAGGCAAUUGAUUAACUUUCUUGUGUAUUGGCCUAAAGGAAUCAGUUUCAUAAGAUCAGUUGAUGCCUCAAAUGUUGUUAAAGAUGCAACCACUCUUUGUAAUUUAUUUGUUGAAUUGGUUGAAUUUGUUGGUUCAAAGAAUGUUGUACAUCUUGUCACAGAUAAUGCAGCUAAUUAUAAAGCUGCAGGAAGGUUGUUAAAUGAUAAGUAUCCUAAUGUUUAUUGGUCACCAUGCGCCGCACAUUGUCUAAAUUUGGUUUUAGGUGACAUAGGAAAAAUGGAACUUGUUGCAAGUCUAGCAAACCGUGCAUCAUUAAUUACAAAAUUUGUGUACAAUCAUGGAUUUUUGUUAGCUUGGUUAAGGAAGAGGGAAGGAUGGACAGAAAUUAUACGCCCUGGUCCAACUCGAUUUGCAACAACCUUCAUCGCAUUAAAGAGUAUUCACCAACACCAACACGACCUUCAAGCCUUGGUAACUAGCAAAACUUUUGUUGAGUCUAGAUAUUAUAGAGACCAUAAGGCUAGGGAUUUCAUUGCUGCUGUCCUAGAUUCUAGAUUUUGGAAUGAUGUUGAGAUAAUUGUUAGAAUUGUUGCACCACUCAUACGUUUGUUAAGGAUUGUUGAUGGUGAUGAUAGGCCCUCACUUGCGUAUGUGUAUGACGGCAUGUUUAGAGCCAAGAAAGCUAUUAAGCGAACAUUCAUGAACAAGAAAUCUUUAUACAAACCUUAUACAAGGAUUAUCAAACAAGGGUGGGAUAAACAUCUUCGUCAAAAAUUACACGCUGCUGCCUAUGUCUUAAACCCGGCAUUCUUUUAUGAUAACGAGAACAUGUCCCACAAACCUGAGGUUAUGGCAGGAUUUCUUGAUGUAUUGACCACACAAGUUGAUGGUAAUCAAACUGAUUUUUUGUCUGAAACUGAACUCUAUCGAGAAAAGGUUGGUGAUUUUGGUCGUCUAUUGGCACUUAAGUCUGCUAAGACCAUGCGUCCCGAUAUGUGGUGGAAGACUUUUGGAAAUAGUGCGCCAAAUGUGAAAUCAUGGGCAAUUAAGAUACUUAGCCAAACAGCUUCUUCAUCUGGUUGUGAAAGAAAUUGGAGUGUCUUUGAGAGAAUACACACAAAAAAAAGGAAUAGAUUAGAGCAUCAAAGGUUGAAUGAUCUUGUAUUUGUGCAUUAUAACUUGCGUUUAAAAAACAGAGUCUUCAACAAGAAUCGGGCAUAUGAUCCUAUUGACUAUGAGAGCAUAGAUGAUAUCGAAUUUUGGAUCAUGGAAGAAGAUGCCAAUACUAUCCCUAUUCUUGAUACCAAUGAAAUGGAAAAUAUUCUUUACAUGGGGGAAUCAAUUCCUAUAAUUGGUUCAGAUAAAGAAGGUGAAGAAGCACUCAACAAGGGAGUUGAAGAGGAAGGACUUAAUUUGGAUUCUUUUCCACAAGAGAAUGUAAAUAGUUACAAUGGUGCUAAUGAUCCUCAAAACGCUCAUGGUUGAUACAGGUUGCGAGUUCUGAUAUAUUGCAGCGGACAUGCUCAUGGCUACCUCAUUAUGAUAAGUCUUGGUGGAAGUUAAAUGUAUUUUUCUGUGAACUCAGGUUGCAAUCUUGGAGCCUAUUAUCUUGUUUCGUCAACUAUUUCUCACAAUAAUAGUGGAGCCGAUUACCAUUUUGCAUGGUUUUUUGUUUGAGAUUUUUGGUGUCUGUACUUUUUGUUUUUUCGAUUGAGAUUUUACUGUCUGCAUUUUGUAGAACUUUUUGUUUUACUUGAUUAUAGUGGUGUAUACUGUAUAGUGUAUACUAUGUAUAGGUAACCUUCAUUUGGGCAUACAAGUUUUGUAGGGAGUAGAUUUUAUGGUUUGGUCUU
Molecule: messenger RNA, 2418 nt
Organism: Vicia villosa (hairy vetch)
Lineage: Eukaryota; Viridiplantae; Streptophyta; Magnoliopsida; Fabales; Fabaceae
Exons: 4
Coding region: 101-2050 (649 amino acids)
Molecular function (GO): protein dimerization activity
Source: RefSeq, a predicted model, not a curated record